Penicillium cosmopolitanum is the source of this 792-nucleotide messenger RNA. RefSeq names its product proteasome core particle subunit alpha 4 (gene pre6). Gene Ontology annotation, biological process: ubiquitin-dependent protein catabolic process. The transcript has 5 exons. The record is from RefSeq and is a predicted model, not a curated record. Gene Ontology annotation, cellular component: nucleus; proteasome core complex, alpha-subunit complex; proteasome core complex. Bases 1 to 792 code for a protein of 263 amino acids. Lineage: Eukaryota; Fungi; Ascomycota; Eurotiomycetes; Eurotiales; Aspergillaceae.
AUGUCCGGCUACGACCGAGCUCUCUCAGUAUUCAGUCCCGAUGGACACGUUUUCCAGGUCGAGUAUGCCAUGGAGGCCGUCAAGCGCGGUACCUGUGCCGUCGGUGUGAAAGGUGAUGACAUCGUCGUCCUCGGCUGCGAGAAGCGCUCCGCCCUCAAACUUCAAGAUACCCGCAUUACCCCCUCUAAAAUCGCCAUGGUUGAUGAUCACGUCUGCCUCGCCUUUGCCGGUCUGAACGCCGAUGCCCGCAUCCUGAUCGAUAAGGCCCGGUUAGAGGCUCAGUCCCACCGCCUCACAGUCGAGGACCCCGUCACCAUCGAAUAUAUCACCAAAUACAUCGCCAGUGUGCAGCAGAGAUAUACCCAGAGUGGUGGUGUCCGUCCGUUCGGUAUUAGUACGCUGGUCGUUGGAUUUGACAAGAACGAUGGAACCCCCCGCCUCUAUCAGACCGAACCGUCUGGAAUCUACUCUGCCUGGAAAGCCAACGCCAUUGGCCGAUCUAGCAAGACCGUUCGCGAGUUCCUCGAGCGCAACCACCAGGACGGCAUGGACCGCGAGCAGACAAUCCAGCUGACCAUCAAGUCAUUGCUGGAGGUUGUGCAGACCGGCGCAAAGAACAUCGAGGUGGCCAUCAUGGCUCCCGGAAAGCGGGUCGAGAUGUUGCCGGAUGACCAGAUCGAGUCGUACGUUAAGAGCAUCGAGACGGAGAAGCAGGAGGAAGCUGCCAAGAAGAAGACUAGCCGGACGGCUACCACCACAGCGGCCAUUCUGACCCGGCCCGGUGGUGAAUAG